GAAUAAAGGCAAGAAAUGAAUGAAUGAAAGGAAAAAUUAAUCAGAUAGCAGCCUUGAGCGAUAACCUCAGUUUCACUUUUCGAACGUGGGUGUGACUAUUUGAGCCACUUUUCACCAGUCAGUAAGUUAGUUAUUCUCUUAAAAACUAUGGGCACCAGAGAAAAAGUGUAAUUUCUAGUUUCAAAAUUAUCUAGUGAGUAAGGAUUUGUUUAUUGCCGAGUGAGUAAGUUUGGACACAACGGUUACAAUGGGUUUUCUUAGCAUUCUUAAAAAGUUGAAAGAGAAAGAAAGGGAGAUGCGUGUGCUCAUUCUCGGUCUGGACAACGCUGGGAAGACGACACUGUUGAAGCAGCUGAACAACGAAGACCCCACGACGAUAUCGCCGACAUUGGGUUUCAACAUCAAGACUGUCUGCUAUGGGGAGUACAAGCUCAACCUAUGGGACGUCGGAGGUCAAAAAUCCCUGCGGUCCUAUUGGAAGAACUAUUUCGAACAGACAGACGGCGUGAUAUGGGUUGUGGACAGCACUGACAUCCGCAGGCUCUCGGACUGUGCUGUCGAGCUGCACAAGAUUAUCAGGGAGGAGCGUCUUGUCGGCGCUUCAGUCCUCAUCCUCGCCAACAAGGCCGACCUCGAGAGUGCGCUUUCCCUGUCCAAAAUCAAAAGCGCACUCGAAUUGCAUAAAAUCACCUCGCAGCAUUGGAAACUCAUGAAAUGUUCUGCUGUCACUGGUGAAAAUGUAAUUACAGCGAUGGACUGGAUUGUUGGAGACAUCUCUGACAGAUUGUUUACUUAUUCCGGUUAAAAGAUUUUAAAUAUUUUAUUUACAUCCCUAAACUAUCGUGCUUUAGUCAACAUGUAUUGCAUUAAAUUAUCCAAUUACGCGAAAAUUUUUUACAGUAAAACAACAAUAGUUCAAUUUGUACUACAUAACAAAGCAUACAAAAUCUUUGUUAACAUUGUGGAAAAUUUGACAAUGAAAUUGCUUUUUGUAUCUGAAGUAACAAUCAUAAGAUUCAAUAUACUAGUUCCUUAAAACAAAGUAAAAUACUUAUUAAUUUUAUUUUUAUAUUGAACAUUAUGGUGUGGGUGAAAGAACAGAGUGAAUGUUUAUAUUGUUGAUGGUGUAAUUUAUUAAAUUUCUCUAUGUAUUUUUAUUUUAAAAAAUGUUCAAAUCCAGGAGAGAAAGUUUUAUAAUU
Cimex lectularius (bed bug) is the source of this 1199-nucleotide messenger RNA. It is a transcript of the gene Arl2, whose product is annotated as ADP-ribosylation factor-like protein 2. NCBI's taxonomy places the organism in Eukaryota, Metazoa, Arthropoda, Insecta, Hemiptera, Cimicidae. The record is from RefSeq and is a predicted model, not a curated record. Gene Ontology annotation, biological process: protein folding. Gene Ontology annotation, cellular component: cytoplasm; microtubule cytoskeleton. Gene Ontology annotation, molecular function: GTPase activity; GTP binding. The coding region runs from base 248 to 805 and encodes 185 amino acids. The transcript has a single exon.